GUGAGCAGAGUAUCAUGGUGUCCUUCAGACCUGACUGGGAAGUGGGACUGGAUCAGCCCAGAGGCAGCACACCCUACUUCUCAUCCUGGGAAGUGGCCUGACUAAGCUCUUUAGUGAGGACUCGACACUCCUAAUUGUAGGAAUGUGCUCUCUUCCUAUGGCAAGAUACUACAUAAUCAAAGAUGCAAAUCAGAAGGUUCUGUAUACACGGGAUGGCCAGCUACUGGUAGGAGACCCUGAUACAGACAACUGUUAUGCAGAGAAGAUCUGCAUACUUCCUAACAGAGGCUUGGAUCGCAGCAAGGUUCCCAUUUUUUUGGGGAUCCAGGGAGGGAGUCGCUGCUUGGCAUGUGUGAAGACAAAAGAGGAACCUUCCCUUCAGCUGGAGGAUGUGAGCAUCGAGGACCUGUACAAGGGCGGCGAAGAAGCCACCCGCUUCACCUUCUUCCAGAGCAGCUUCGGCUCUGCUUUUAGGCUUGAGGCUGCUGCCUUCCCUGGCUGGUUCCUCUGUGUCCCAGCUGAGCCCCAGCAGCCAGUGCGGCUCACUAAGGAGAAUGAGCCCUCAGCUGGCACUGAGUUCUACUUUGAACAGAGUCGAUAGGACGGCAGAAGGCAGAGGCCCAGCCUGGUGCCCCAACACUGAGUCCAUCUGGCUCAAGGUCUAUAGAAGGCAACAUAAUGGUCCAUUAGGGAUGUCUGCAUCUUAACCUCCAGAAUCUGUGAUUAUUACAUGACAGAAGAGACUUUGCCUCAUGAGAAAGGGGAAAGGGUCAGACAGACUGAAGGGAUCUUUGCUGGGAAGUUUGAGGAUGGAGAUAGGGAGCAGGAGCAGAUGAAUGCAAGUGAUUUCUAGAAACUGGAGAAAGCAAAAAGAAUGGAUUGCCUUCCAGAGCCCUCCUCACUCUGACCUCAGACUUCCGGCUCCAGAAUUGUAAAAUAAUACACUUGCAUUAUUUUAAACUAUUGAGUUUGUGAUAAUUUGUUGCAACAGC
Molecule: messenger RNA, 992 nt
Organism: Nannospalax galili (Upper Galilee mountains blind mole rat)
Lineage: Eukaryota; Metazoa; Chordata; Mammalia; Rodentia; Spalacidae
Gene: Il38
Product: interleukin 1 family member 10
Exons: 5
Coding region: 143-601 (152 amino acids)
Biological process (GO): inflammatory response to antigenic stimulus; cytokine-mediated signaling pathway; positive regulation of gene expression
Molecular function (GO): cytokine activity; interleukin-1 receptor binding
Source: RefSeq, a predicted model, not a curated record